UCGAUUAGAAGGUAAAGGUCAUCAAACAGGAAGUCGCCAUUAUUGACAACAAACCAGUUUGGCAAGUGAUAAAUAUGCAUUUGUGUUGUGUUUUCUUACCGAUGUUUGUUAUAUUAUAAAACAAAUAACAAUGUCUGUUGCUGGUGGCAGUCACAAAGAUAGCAGUAAGGCAGGGUUUUGGAAAAAAUCCGGCGCUUCAGUACCAGGAAGUGGUAAGCCAGUGUAUGGAGCUCAACAUCCUCCCAUUCAGAAACCAUUGAGUGUGGCGGGUGUAAAGAAGGAUGAGAAGGCCCGUGGUCUGCGCACUGACUCAUUCCAGGACUUCCAGAAACAGACGCAGGACGCUUGGGACAGCGGGGAUGAUGACCUCAUGAUCGACAUGGCCAACAUACGCCUGUCCAUGAAGGACAUACAGCAGACAGCCCGCCAGGUGCUGGAUAACCACAGCCAGCAGACCAGGAACUCUAACAUGAAAUUCCAGGGGUCAGCCCCUGUGUCAGGUGGGCCCCACAAGGCAGGGCCAGGUGUCGGAGUACGACUGAACAACACCUGGCAGCCACCCAAACCCAGCGCUAUCCGCUACAUCCAGGACACGGCUGUGGACAAGGAGGCAACGAAACUGGAGAAGAUCAGGGCACUGCUCGCCGGACCCAACACCAGUAUGGUUGAACUUCAAAAGCUCAGCUGGUCUGGUUUGCCAAAAAGUGCACGUCCAACGUGCUGGAAAAUACUAUCGGGCUAUUUACCGUGCAAUGUUGAGCGUCGUGCAGGAAUGUUACAACGCAAGAGACAGGAGUAUUUCAGCCUUAUAGAGCAGUAUUAUGAGAGUAGACAUGAAGAGCAGCACCAGGACACAUUUAGACAGAUUCACAUAGAUAUACCCAGAAUGAAUCCACUUAUUCCUAUAUUUCAACACAUUUUAGUACAAAAUAUAUUUGAGCGUAUCUUGUACAUGUGGGCCAUACGACACCCUGCCAGUGGCUAUGUACAGGGCAUCAAUGAUCUCGUCACUCCGUUCUUUGUGGUCUUCCUCUCAGAGUACAUUGAAAAUGAUGUGGAGGUAGAGAACAUCAACCUGACAGAGCUGCCAGAGGAGACCCUGAACAUCAUCGAGGCCGACACGUUCUGGUGUACGUCCAAACUGCUGGACGGUAUCCAGGACAACUACACCUUCGCCCAGCCGGGCAUACAGCUCAAAGUGCUCGCCCUGAAGGAGUUAGUGGAGAGGAUAGACAUCCCCCUGCACAGACAUCUGGAGGAACAGUGUGUGGAGUAUCUCCAGUUUGCCUUUCGCUGGAUGAACAACCUGCUCAUGAGGGAGAUACCCCUGCGCUGCAGUAUCCGGCUGUGGGAUACUUUCCUGUCAGAGCCCAAUGGCUUUGCAGACUUCCACCUGUAUGUUUGUGCAGCUUUUCUCACCAGGUUUUCCAAAGAUCUGCUCAGGGAAAAAGACUUUCAGGGCAUCCUGAUGUUCAUACAGAACCUUCCCACACACCACUGGCAGGACCCCGACAUCGGGGAACUACUGGCCGAGGCCUUCAAACUCAAGUUCCUGUUUGCCGACGCUCCAAACCACCUGCCUAAGAAGUCCUGACAUGGACAGGGAGACUAGUUAAAGGACAAAUUAACGAUUCCAUUAAGUGUGGCAGCAGGUGCUGGAAUGGACCGCCAUGUGGUGUUGAAUUGCUUACCUGACAUUAUAGUGGAAGUGUUAGGCGAUACAAACUAUAUAUGGCUUAACAAGUAUGACAGCGAGCAUUGGAAUUGACUGCAAUUUAGUGUUAGCUGCAAAUCUUGACUUUGUGGUAUUGCUAAUAGCUGGUCUGGUCAGUUUAAUAGACAUUUCUUAGAAGACGGUAGGGAGUGCUGGGCUGGAUAUGCUAAUAUCUCAAUGUGGUAUCACCUAUGGCUGUUAAGUUUAUAAGAAUAUUUUAUUGAAUUUGUUAGCCACAGUGUGGGAUAAAUAAGGCCUCUCAUGAUCUGGGCUUUUGCAGUUCCCUUGACAAGGUGUUGUGGCCCAUGGCUAAAGUGAGGUACAUGACAGUGUGUUACUGUUUGUGAAAGGUACUGGUGUAAGCUGCCAUCUUGACUGGGAAUAGAUUAGCUGCAAAUUUACAGUUAAUGUCCAGUGGUUGUAAUUAUGUUCCUGGUCAAAAAUCUAGCCACGCCCUGAGGAUUGCAAAGUCAGUGAACAUUUAUAAAGCACAUUAACUAAAUCAAAU
Messenger RNA from Dreissena polymorpha, 2222 nucleotides. Its product is annotated as TBC1 domain family member 22B-like. Gene Ontology annotation, molecular function: GTPase activator activity. The coding region runs from base 131 to 1594 and encodes 487 amino acids. The transcript is spliced from 11 exons. NCBI's taxonomy places the organism in Eukaryota, Metazoa, Mollusca, Bivalvia, Myida, Dreissenidae. Gene Ontology annotation, biological process: activation of GTPase activity. The record is from RefSeq and is a predicted model, not a curated record.